CACCAAACCUUCUUCCUCCUCGUUCCUUUUUUUUUAAAAUUUAAUUUUAUGCCUGGUGGGGCUAUUCGUUGCCACAAAGUUUAUUCCCUUCCGAUUCUCCAUUAGAUCCCCUUUUUAUUAUUAUCCUUCUCCUUCCUCUCUCCCUUCGUCUUCUUCAUAUUCCCCUCCCCCGAUUCCUCUCUCUCCCCCUCUGGAUUCGGAUCCUCCUAUGCUCCUCUUCUUCUUCUUCUUCUCUAAUCUCCGUAUUUAACUCAUCCCUCCUUUCUGCAACCAGACUGCCAACAAACUAACAAGGCAAAUUCGAAGUGGGAUGGAUUUCCCCGAUCAAAGGAAGCGCUGCCACGAGUACGUCGACGCCUUGGAGGAAGAGCGCCGGAAAAUCCAGGUUUUCCAGCGUGAACUCCCCCUCUGUCUCGAGCUCGUCACCCAAGCGAUCGAGGCAUGUCGGAGGGAGCUGUCUGGUUCGACGCCGACGGAGUACACCACCACCAUGCCCGGUCAAUCCGACUGCUCGGAGCAAACCUCCAGCGGCGGAGGCCCGGUGCUGGAAGAAUUCAUCCCUAUUAAGCCCCACAACAACUCCUCCAGCUGCGACGACGACGAAAAUGAGAAUGAAAAUCAUCAUAAUACCCACCGCCACGAUGAAGAAGAUCACGAAAUUCAGGAUAUUGGCAGCGUCGGCGACGAGAGGUCACUGAAACGGAACCGGAGCGAAAAUCAGGAAACGGAAGAUCAUAAGAGCAGUAGUGGUAACAAGAAAUCAGAAUGGCUUAGAUCUGUUCAAUUGUGGAACCAGUCCCCAGAUCCACCGCCCCCAAAUGAGGAGGUGCCGAGGAGAGCGGUAGUGAAAGAGGUGAAGAGAAGCGGAUCAGGAGGCGCAUUCCAGCCAUUCCAAAAGGAGAAAAAUAGCGGCGGCGGCGUUGGGAAGAGCAACGGUGGUUGCGGUGGUGGUAAUCAUGACAAGACCACCGCCGUCGCUACCGCUGCUGCGACUACUCCAUCCUCGGUCCUGAGUUCCAGCGCGGCCGCGGCGGGGACCAGCGGCGGCGGCGACGGCGACCCCAGCGUCAGCAAUAAGAAUAGCAACAAACAACAACAACAAAAGGAUGUGGAUAACAAAGAAGCGCAGGCGCAGCAGAGAAAGCAAAGGCGGUGCUGGUCUCCAGAACUUCACAGAAGAUUCCUUCACGCGCUCCAACAGCUCGGCGGUUCACACGCUGCGACACCGAAGCAAAUUAGGGAGCUAAUGAAGGUGGAUGGGCUCACUAAUGACGAAGUUAAGAGCCAUUUGCAGAAAUAUCGUUUGCACACAAGGCGGCCGAGCCACGGCGUGCAGAAUACCAGCAACCAGCCGGGCCCACAGUUCGUGGUCGUCGGCGGGAUAUGGGUGCCACCGUCGGCGGAAUACGCGGCGGCGGCCACGACAGCAGUUGGAGAAACGGCCAACAUUCCGGCGGCGGCGGGUCAGGGUGGAUCUAUUUAUGCGCCGGUGGCGACGACGGUGGGUGCUCAAAAGCAGCAGGCUAGCAGUACGGAGCAGCUGCAGUCGGAAGGAAGAGGCAGCAGCCGGAGUGAAGGCGGAGGACCUCAUCACCCGUGUUCACCGAGCACGUGUUCGUCCACUCGCACGGCCACUAGCUCGCCGGGAAUCUAAUGCUUUUUUUUUUUUGGUCGCAUAGUGUAAAAUUUUUGUACGAUCAUAUGCCCGAUAGAGGAAAGAAGAAGGGCGUGGUGCGUGCGUGUAUUAUUUUGUGACGGAGUAGAUAGAUAGUCGAUAGACAUAAACAAGCGAUGGAUUUGGGAAAUUCGUUUACAUUAGAAGAUAAUGACAGUUGAAUUAUAAACGUUGGAUAGUGGUUAAGAAUAAAUUAAUUGGCAAAUCUUUCUUCUUACUU
Linum tenue is the source of this 1895-nucleotide messenger RNA. NCBI's taxonomy places the organism in Eukaryota, Viridiplantae, Streptophyta, Magnoliopsida, Malpighiales, Linaceae. The record is from the annotation of a GenBank genome assembly.